Messenger RNA from Penicillium atrosanguineum, 1047 nucleotides. Its product is annotated as RNA recognition motif domain-containing protein. Gene Ontology annotation, molecular function: RNA binding. The record is from RefSeq and is a predicted model, not a curated record. Lineage: Eukaryota; Fungi; Ascomycota; Eurotiomycetes; Eurotiales; Aspergillaceae. The coding region runs from base 1 to 1047 and encodes 348 amino acids. The transcript is spliced from 4 exons. Gene Ontology annotation, biological process: positive regulation of mRNA splicing, via spliceosome. Gene Ontology annotation, cellular component: spliceosomal complex.
AUGGCUGAUUACGACAACGAUAACGGCCGUUACGCCGAUGAGCCCCGGUAUGAACGCGACCGCAGCGCCUCGCCUCGCGAUGAGCCCCGAGGUGAUCGCGCUCGCAGCCGCUCUCCCAACGGCCGCCCCGACGACCGUGAUGACCGUCCCGGUCCCCUGCGCAAGGCUCACCUGCAAGAGGAAGAGGAAGAGGAAGGCUCCCUUAAUAGCGGCUCCAACCUGUUCGUCACUGGAAUCCACCCGCGCCUGACCGAAUCCGACAUUACGCGUCUAUUCGAGAAGUACGGUGAUGUUGAGAACUGCUCUAUCAUGCUGGACCCCCACACCAAGGAGUCCCGUGGCUUCGGCUUCGUCAACAUGGUCACUGCCGAGCAGGCCGAUGCAGCCAAGGAGGGCCUCCAGGGCGAGGUCAUCGAAGGCCGCACCCUGAGCAUCGAGAAGGCUCGUCGCAACCGUCCUCGUACCCCUACCCCCGGAAAAUACUUCGGUCCCCCCAAGCGCGAUGGCCCUGGUGCUCCCCGUGGCCCGCCCCGUCGUGGCGACCGCUACGAUGACCGCCGUGGUCCUGGUGGUGGUGGAGGCGCCUGGCGUCGCCGCGAUGACGAUUACUACCGCUCUGGCCGUUACGACUCCUACAACGACCGCCGCGAGUCCGGUCGCGAUUAUGGCCGCGGUGACUACCGCAGCCGUGAUUAUGGUGGUGGCGGCAGCGGUGGCGGCAGCGGUGGCGGCCGUGACUACCGUCGUGAUUCCCGUGACGACUAUAGCGGCUACCGUGGUGGUGGCAGCAGCGGUGGUCCUGACCGUUACGCCGACCGUUACAGCCGUGAUGAUCGCCGUGGUGAUGACCGCCGUGGCGGAGGUGAAGAGUCUCGUAGCAGCUACUACGACCGUGAUGCCAACCCGCCCAGCUACGAAUCGGCUCCUCCCCGUGAGCCUCGUGCCCCCUACGCUGGUGGCGAGGGUGCCGCUGCUGGUGCUGGCAGUGCUAGCGGUGGCCGUUCCUACGAGGGCCGUGGUGGUGAAGAUCGGUACGCUAGCAGGUAA